UCGGAAGUGAUUAAACUAAGUGAACAAUAUAUCCGAGCAUUAGCACGUGACAAUGAAGGUGUUGUGGACGGUCCUUAUGCAGGGAGAUUUACAGCUUACGAUCUCAAGAAGACAAUGGCAGUUUUAUUGGAAAACAUUUUACAAAGGUUGGACAAAGUAGAACAUGAAUUAAACAUUACUGCCAAUAUUAGCUCCAUUCUAGCGAAGCCAGGUGAAACCGAUAAACAACACUCAUUACUAGCUGAAGAUUUACUACAGGGAGAACCUGAAAAGUGUAGAUUAUCUGACAAAGAAAAACAGCUUUAUCCAAAAUGUCAAGGAAAAAUAGAGUGGAUGAAACAGAUGUGGAAGUCAGAUCCGUGCUAUGCUUCAUACGGCGUGGACGGCUCAGCGUGCUCGUUUAUAAUGUACCUUAGUGAGAUUGAAGGCUGGUGCCCUAGGUCAGCAUGGCAUGGUUCCAGUCUUGUACCAACACAUGAUAUAUUUGACAUGAGAUCUGCUAAUAUAACAACGGACCUGGAUGGGUUGAUGCAGCUAUUGAAGGACCCUAAUGAGCGGCAAGGCUACGCAUGGAUACGUAUGAGGAUCAAACGCAUCUGGCCCAGGUGGGAGGAGGCAAUAAAAAAUUUAGCUCGUAAACAAGAUUUAUCAAAAAGAAAACCAAAAAAGAUUUUGGUUCAUUUAGGAUUACUCUCAAAGCAGUCUGGAUGGAAAUUUGCUGAAAUGCAGUUCAAAGGUGGACCGUUAGGUGAACUAGUGCAGUGGUCAGAUUUAAUUACAGCCCUGUAUGUACUUGGCCAUCAACUGACCAUUACAAGUGAAACUGACCAGCUUAGCAGCAUUGUAUCACAGCUGCCCGCAGCCAAUUCCCCUUGCCAGAGUAGAAGAGAGCUUCCUGUAGACAUUAUAUAUAUUGAUAUUGUUGGCCUGAAACAGUUCAAGAAAUACGUGAAAAAUGGAUAUGGCAAAUUCAGUUGCCUUCUAAGAAUAUUGGACUCAUUCGGUACAGAGCCGGCAUUUAACUUAAGAUCAUUUGCCAAACAACGUAAGAAAUUGACGUCUUGGGGUGGGCAGGAUUUAAUGCCACAGCAGUUUUUUAACAUGUUCCCACACAGUCCAGAUAAUUCAUUCAUGGGUUUUGUAGUGGAAAGACAUUUAAACGAGUCAGAUGUCCGUGACAUUGAGAGAAGUAACAUGGCCGUAGUUUACGGUAAAAAUGACUAUAUGUGGCAGGAUAAAAAAGAAUAUUUGAACAUGGUAAACAAGUCUGGUAUAGUUAUACAUGGGACAGUUUACAAGGAGAAUAAAUCUGCCAAGUUAGAGCACAUUCCAAAUUAUGUUAUAAACCAUGGGAUCUUGAAUGGCGAAGAUCUUCAUACGUUGUUGAGAAAAUCUAAAAUAUUUUUGGGACUUGGAUUUCCCUAUGAAGGGCCGGCCCCUUUAGAAGCUAUAGCGAAUGGUGCAGUUUACAUUAAUCCAAAGUUUGCCAAACCUCACAAUAGAAAUACAGUGCCAUUUUUUAAAGGAAAACCAACAGAGAGAGAGUUAACCAGUCAACAUCCGUACGCGGAGCAGUUUAUAGGUGAACCUUAUGUGUACACUAUAAACAUAAAUGAUCCAGAGGAGGUUAGAACAACUAUACAGAAAAUUCUAGAUACUGAUCAUUUUAAAGGUUACUUACCAUACGAGUAUACAGAGGAGGGUUUUAUACAGAGAAUGAACGCCUACAUUGAACACCAGAAUUUUUGCCAGUUUCAAAAACAGCUUACAAAAUGGCCGCCAGAAAGUGCAGUUCAGAUUUUAUUUGGCGAGGCGGGAAAAUCUUGUAAGGAUGUUUGUUGGGAGAAAAAUUUAAUUUGUGAACCAAGUCAUUUCUUAGAAACAAAUUCUCAUGGUGCUCUUAUAUCACAUGGCGCGUCGUGUGCUGCAAAUAAAACUCUUAUUGACAUUUUCUAUCCUGCUUUGGACACUAAGACAAAUGACUGCAUACUUCAGCAAGAGGAACUACUUUUUAGCUGUGUAGGAAAACAAGUAAAUCUCCGAAGACUGUGCCCGUGCCGGAACUACAUUAAAGGGCAGACGGCACUUUGUCUCACCUGUGAAUCGUAACAUAGUUAAAAAAAUUGUUGUGAAUGUUGUGAAAUGUGUUAUAUGUUAAUUUAAAAUCAAAAUUGUUAUUUCAAUAGAUAUAUGUUAUAUACAUGUAUAUUUGUAAUGUAAGAGUUUUGUAAUUUAAUGUGUUUGAAAAAUA
This is a messenger RNA of Ruditapes philippinarum (Manila clam), 2251 nucleotides long. RefSeq names its product alpha-1,6-mannosylglycoprotein 6-beta-N-acetylglucosaminyltransferase A-like. Gene Ontology annotation, molecular function: alpha-1,6-mannosylglycoprotein 6-beta-N-acetylglucosaminyltransferase activity. Gene Ontology annotation, biological process: protein N-linked glycosylation. Gene Ontology annotation, cellular component: Golgi apparatus. NCBI's taxonomy places the organism in Eukaryota, Metazoa, Mollusca, Bivalvia, Venerida, Veneridae. The record is from RefSeq and is a predicted model, not a curated record.